Drosophila willistoni is the source of this 3389-nucleotide messenger RNA. It is a transcript of the gene Myo61F, whose product is annotated as unconventional myosin IC. Gene Ontology annotation, molecular function: actin filament binding; ATP binding; microfilament motor activity. The record is from RefSeq and is a predicted model, not a curated record. Bases 87 to 3206 code for a protein of 1039 amino acids. Gene Ontology annotation, cellular component: vesicle; myosin complex; actin cytoskeleton. Gene Ontology annotation, biological process: vesicle transport along actin filament; actin filament organization. The transcript is spliced from 7 exons. Lineage: Eukaryota; Metazoa; Arthropoda; Insecta; Diptera; Drosophilidae.
GGAAUAUGUGCGAAUAAACUUGACCAACAUAACAUCUGCCAUCUUCAGUGUGAAACCAAUUAAGAAACAAUCAGAAAGGAUACAUAAUGGCCAACAGCAGCAGCUCCUCAACUUUACCCAAUAUGGAGACGAGUUUGCACGAACGCGAUCGUGCUGGCUUCCAGGAUUUUGUUCUCCUUGAGAACUACCAAAGUGAAGAUGCCUUCAUUGAGAAUCUUAAGAAACGUUUCCAGGAGAACCUCAUCUAUACUUAUAUAGGCCAAGUCUUGAUAUCGGUGAAUCCCUAUAAGGAGCUGAAAAUUUACACCGAUUUGCAUAUCAAGGCCUACAGGAAUAAGCAUUUCUAUGAGAUGCCGCCACAUGUCUUUGCUGUAACAGACAAUGCUUUUCGUUCACUAAUCGAAGAAAAUCGCGGCCAAUGCGUCCUCAUCUCGGGUGAGAGUGGUUCAGGCAAAACGGAGGCAUCGAAGAAAGUUUUGCAAUACAUUGCCGCCUGUUCGGGUCAUCAGACCACCGUUGAAGGCGUCAAGGAUAAGUUGUUGAAGAGCAACCCAGUGCUGGAGGCUUUUGGCAAUGCCAAGACCAAUCGCAACGACAAUUCCUCCCGUUUUGGCAAAUACAUGGACAUUCAGUUCGAUUACAAAGGUGUUCCCAUUGGUGGUAAUAUUUUGAAUUAUCUGCUGGAGAAAUCUCGUGUCGUGGCUCAGAUGGGUGGCGAGAGAAAUUUCCAUAUCUUCUAUCAACUCUUGGCUGGCGCUGAUGCCUCAUUACUGCAGGAGUUACGUCUGGAGCGGGCUCUGGACACCUACAGCUAUCUAAGUGAUGGGCUUAAAGGCAGUGUGCCAUCAAUAAACGAUGCAGAGAACUUCAAGUCGGUGCAACAAGCUCUGACGAUUAUCGAUUUCGCUAAUGAGGAGCAGCAGGAGAUCUUUAGCAUUGUGGCCAGCAUAUUGCAUUUGGGUAACAUCAAUUUCACUGAAGUGGAAGGCAAUGCCCAGGUGAACAGCCGGGAUCUAGUGGUCACUGUGUCCCGCCUUUUGGGUGUGAAUGCCAGCGAAUUGGGCGCUGCCCUCACUCACCGGACAAUCGAUGCUCGCGGAGAUGUCGUAACCUCACCUCUAAAUCAAGAGUUGGCCGUCUAUGCUCGCGACGCGUUGGCCAAAGCGGUCUAUGAUCGUCUAUUCUCGUGGUUGGUUCAACGUCUCAACAUCUCGCUACAGGCCAAAGAGACCCGUGAGGCUCGCAACAAUGUCAUGGGUAUCCUGGAUAUCUAUGGCUUUGAGAUUUUCAACAAGAACAAUUUCGAACAGUUCUGUAUUAAUUUCUGCAAUGAGAAAUUGCAGCAACUCUUUAUUGAGUUAACGUUAAAGUCCGAGCAGGAUGAGUACAGAAGAGAGGGAAUCGAAUGGAUACCUGUUGAGUAUUUCGAUAAUAAAGUCAUUUGCAAUCUAAUCGAAGAGAAGCACAAGGGCAUCAUUUCCAUUUUGGAUGAGGAAUGCUUGCGACCGGGUGAGCCCACAGAUCUGACCUUCCUGGAGAAGCUUACGCAUAAGCUGGCCGAGCAUCAUCAUUAUGUGUGCCACGAGAAGGCACCUACCCAUAUCCAAAAGAUCAUGCUGAGGGAUGAAUUCCGUUUGGUCCACUAUGCCGGUGAUGUGACAUACAGUGUGCAUGGUUUCCUGGACAAGAACAAUGAUCUGCUAUUCAGAGAUCUGAAGGAGACCUUGAGCAAGGCUGGCAACUCAAUUGUCCGUUCCUGUUUCCCUGAGCAGGAAUUGCGUAGCAAGAAGCGUCCCGAGACAGCCAUCACCCAAUUCAAGACCUCGUUGAACAAUUUAAUGGAUAUUCUAAUGUGCAAGGAACCCAGUUAUAUUCGCUGCAUUAAGCCCAAUGAUUUGCAGACUUCGGGCGUUUUCAACGAUGAAUUGGUUCUGCAUCAGGUGAAAUAUUUGGGCUUGAUGGAGAAUUUGCGUGUACGACGUGCCGGAUUUGCUUAUCGUCGUAGCUAUGAGCUUUUCCUGGAGAGGUAUAAGUCCCUGGGUAAGGCCACCUGGCCAAACUAUAAGGGACCAGGUGGAGCCAAGGCUGGUGUCCAGCUAUUGGUUAAGGAUCUGGGCUAUGACAACGAACAAUACAGGUUGGGAGAGACGAAACUUUUUAUCCGCUGGCCACGUACUCUCUUCGAUACGGAGGAUGCUUUCCAGGCCAGAAAGCAUGAAAUAGCAGCUAUUAUUCAAGCUCACUGGAAGGGUCUACUGCAGCGCCGUAAAUAUCUGAAAUUGCGCGCUCAGGUCAUCAUUUUGCAGAGCUAUUGCCGUCGUCGUUUAGCCCAACAAGCGGCCAAGCAGAGGAGGGAAGCUGCCGAUAAGAUUCGUGCUUUCAUUAAGGGAUUCAUUACCCGUAAUGAUCCACCAAAUGGCUUCAAUGAGGACUUCAUAGCCAAUGCCAAACGUAUGUGGCUGCUACGCUUGGCCAAGGCUCUGCCCAAGAAGGUAUUGGAUAAGAGCUGGCCCUCUUGUCCGGCCCAUUGUCAGGAGGCUUCAACAUAUCUGCAUCGCCUACAUCGCUUACACUUGGCUCGCAUCUAUCGCCUGUCGUUGACGCCCCAGCGUAAGCGGCAAUUCGAACUUAAAACACUUGCCGAAAAAGUUUUCAAGGGCAAGAAGAACAACUAUGCGGCCAGCGUACCGGCUCCAUUCAUUGAUGACCGCAUACCCAAAGACCAUAUCCAGAAGGUCAAUGACUUUGUGGCCCGCACGUUUGGCAGCGAACAGCUGAAAUACCAAUCCUUCUGCACCAAAUUCGAUAGGCAUGGCUACAAGUCGCGCGAACGUUUCAUUCUCCUAAGCAACACGGCCAUCUAUGUCCUGGAUGGCAAGACUUACAAGCAGAAACAUCGCCUGCCACUGGAUAAGAUUGAUUUUACACUAACCAAUAAUAAUGACGAUUUAAUGGUUAUACGUAUUCCUCUCGAUCUGAAGAAAGAUAAGGGUGAUUUGAUUCUUAUUAUACCAUACAUUAUUGAAUUUGGAACCUAUAUUAUUGAUACUGUUGGAACGGCAGGCAUUGUUAAUAUUGUGGAUAGGGAUUCACUGGAGCAUAAUGUGGUAAAGGGCAAAGGAGGGGUUAUUGACAUUCAAACUGGUGCUGAGCCCGGAGUUAUGCGUGAUAAGAGCGGCCAUCUUGUUGUUACCACUGUCCAAUAAGGAAUACAAUAAAACUAUAUCAUGAAAUGGCUUUAAAACAAACGACAAUUGUUGUGUAUUUAUAUAUAUUAAAAUUGUGUACUUAUGUUAUAUUUUUCGUUUCGACUUUAUGAAUGUAUAUUGUUUAUAUAAAUGAUGUGAAAUGAUGAAUGUUUUAAUUAUAUGAGAAUUUUUGUAACCAAA